Messenger RNA from Phytophthora infestans T30-4, 1185 nucleotides. RefSeq names its product cobalamin synthesis protein, putative. The record is from RefSeq and is a predicted model, not a curated record. Bases 1 to 1185 code for a protein of 394 amino acids. Gene Ontology annotation, cellular component: cytoplasm. Lineage: Eukaryota; Oomycota; Peronosporomycetes; Peronosporales; Peronosporaceae. The transcript has 2 exons.
AUGCAGCUCGCCACAGCAGCAUCAAGCGGCCAUCCUGGCGGCUACGAAGAUGAAAUAUACCUCACACCUGCUACCUCUUUGUCUUCCCUGUCUCCUCGUGGGUUUUGGGCACUGCUUGGUGUCGUCAUUCUGGUUCUAUUGGCGUUUUCUUUCCUACUGGCAAACGUCGUAGCCUGGUGCAUGCAAGUACGUCGCGAGAGCCGCAUCCAGCGUAAAACAGAGGAGUUAGCAGCUAAGUCCAAGGAAGCGGGUGCUCCACCCGUUCCUGUCACCAUUUUAACGGGCUUUUUAGGGGCCGGGAAGACCACGCUGCUCAACCGUAUCUUAUUGACCGAGAACGAACUACCUUACAAGAUUAUGGUGUUGGAGAACGAAAUAGGUGCCAUCAGUAUCGAUCAUACACUGCUCGAGGCUGGAGGCAAGGAAAAGGAUGGGAUUUAUGUGCUGCAGAACGGCUGCAUGUGCUGUACAGCUCGAGGUGGCAAAGGGAAGGAUUUAGACUCGACGCAUGUCACCAUGGUGGAUGCCAAAGCGACGCAGAGAUACUGGAAGCAAGAGCAAGAAAGUUUUGACUUUCCUAUCGAGCUACAACGACAGGCCCUGUAUGCAGACAUUAUCGUGAUGAACAAGGUGGAUGUGGCUACCAAGGACGAGUGUAACAGAUUGGAGAGGGCGCUAACUGGGAUCAACGAAGAGGCCACGGUGUGUAGCUGCGUGAAGGCUGACAUCGACUUGGGCAAGAUCUUGAAUGUCAAGACGUUCGACGCAGUGCGGUUCAACGCGCAAAGUGAUGCCGCUAACGAAAGAAAGCGAAGUGUGAAGGCUCGAGGACAGCAUACGGGAGACAUUAGCACGAUGCACUUCGAAGUCGAACGUGACGUGGACGUCGCUGCGUUUGGCGAGUGGCUUUCUGAAGUGGUCACGCGGUAUGUGAAGGGGGCAGAUGUGCUACGUGUGAAAGGUGUGCUGUCGGUGGCUGGAGAUGCUGAAGACCGCAGAUGUAUCGUGCAAGGCGUGCUGGACACGUACACAAUCGCUCCUGGAUUACCCUGGGAAUCCGGAGAGCAGCGAGUCUCGCGACUAGUGCUCAUCGGUCAGGGAUUCGACCGUAAUGAACUAGAGCGCGGUUUUCAGAGCUGCCUUGUGGGCAUCAACGCUGAUAGCGAGUCAAAGAAGAAGCGGUGA